This is a messenger RNA of Fimicolochytrium jonesii, 1468 nucleotides long. RefSeq lists its product as uncharacterized. Gene Ontology annotation, biological process: cilium assembly. The transcript is spliced from 5 exons. The record is from RefSeq and is a predicted model, not a curated record. Bases 40 to 1137 code for a protein of 365 amino acids. NCBI's taxonomy places the organism in Eukaryota, Fungi, Chytridiomycota, Chytridiomycetes, Spizellomycetales, Powellomycetaceae. Gene Ontology annotation, cellular component: ciliary basal body; axoneme.
GUUCCUGCGGGAGGGGCUACCGGGGGAGGCGGCGGAGCAAUGAAGGGGGAUGACGAGACCGAGGGCGGUGUUGCGGGUCCCACAGCAACGACAACAACCACCGGAGCGACCGCACCCACCGGGCCCUCAAGCGUCGGCGGCCCCGCGGCGGCCGCCCCGCGUCGCAAAAAAAAGCCCGCCGCGCCCGAAAAGCCGCUCCCCCCGACCCCGCUCACACCGGACCAGAAGACCGAGAUCGCGACGCGCGAACUCGAGGAGCUCAAGGACGAGAUCGAGAAGCAGAAGGAGGAAUGGGCGCGCGUGCUCGACAACUUCAAGGCCGAGAUGGAGGAGAUGGAUGUGCGGCUGGGCGAGGUCGCGAGGGAGUACUAUGAGUUCCGGAGGGAUAUUGUGGGCGGCGCUGUGAAUCAGAGGACGGGGAAGGUUGUGAGUGAGAGGGUUGUGAGGUGGUUUGAGGAAAGGAUUAGGGGGAAGGACGCGCUCAUCAAAAAAACGCGGCUAAAAAACAGCACGCUAAAACUGCAAAAGAACAAGCUCCACCAGCAGCUCAAACAGAAAGAAGAGAUGGGCGAGGUCCUCCACGCGAUCGAUUUCGACCAGCUGCAGAUCGAGAACAAACAGUACCUCGCCAAGAUCGAGGAACGCAACGCCGAGCUGCUGAAGUUGAAGAUGACCGCGGGGAAUACGAUGCAGGUCUUGAAUCACCACAAGACGAAACUGCACGCGCUAACAACCGACUCGCACCACCUCCGUUCCGAGAUCGCGCAACGCCAGGACCUGCUAUCCAAACUCAUAUCGGAGGCGGAGAUCGUCGAGGCCGAGCGGGCGGCGGCCGAGAAGGUCAAUCGGCGGAUCAAGGGGGAGAUGGAGGAUUACCGGGUUCCUGAUGUGAUGGACUACGUGUCGUUGAACGCGCAACAAGAAGAACUGCACCAGAAACUCACCAUGUGGCAACGGAAGGUCGAGAUUGCCGCUAUGCAGAACACUCGGCUCCGCAACAUCUGGCGUCGCAUGUCAACCCCCCACGACCGGCUCCCCCCGUACACCCCUACCCACAACGCGCCGACGUUGCAGGCGCAGUGGAGGGCGGAUGAGCGGGUUGCGCGGGGGCGGAGCUUGCCGCCUUUGGCUGGGUAGUUGAAGGGGCGGUGUGGUUAUGUGGGAUGGGAUGGGAGAUAUAUGUUGGGGGGAUUUGUUACGUGUCGGGUCGGGUGGGAGGUUUGUGAUACGUCCAAUUGAUGGAUGAGGGGGGAUGGAGAAGCUACGGGCGAGCUGGUUUUUUGUAUAUAGUGACCUUGCGGUGGGUGUUCAUUUCCACUGCAUGGAUAGAACGAGAAUCUGGCCUUAUGGGGACACUGCAGAACGAGAUUUUGUCCAGUUUACUGGGUUUUCAUGUAUUGAUGCCGGAUGUGCAGGUGUGAAACGGUACAUUGUCCCAGAUGUGGAAUACGCUGCUACGCAUCAGGCC